Amphibalanus amphitrite is the source of this 3760-nucleotide messenger RNA. RefSeq lists its product as uncharacterized. The transcript is spliced from 3 exons. The record is from RefSeq and is a predicted model, not a curated record. Lineage: Eukaryota; Metazoa; Arthropoda; Thecostraca; Balanomorpha; Balanidae. The coding region runs from base 641 to 2743 and encodes 700 amino acids.
GCAGGACGGGCUCGGUGGCGGGCCCAACCCGCCCCGUGCUCUGAGGGGACGGCUGGGCGCCGCGUGCGUGGCUCUGUGGGCGGAGCGGCGACGGCGGCCACCGCGGGUACUCCGUCCCCCUUCACCAGCCAGUCUCUCCCGGCACGCACCAGCCUAAGGUGAACUGCUGGUGUCUGACAUUGCGCCGCGAGCGGUCGUGCCAACGUUCCGCCUCGCGCCGCUGAUGGGGAGCCGUGCGCCAGAGGUGAGCCCGAGCCGGCUGCGAGAACCUGCCCGUAUGCUGGCUGCUCGGGUCCGAUCAGCCUCUGCAGUUGCACGGUCAUUCUGUGGGUGACCGGCACGACAUUCUCUGCGGCGCACCGGCACCACACUCAGGGUGGCGUGAAGUUCGACGCGUGUGACGGCGGCGGUCCUGCCGCAGAGAAGUCGUGAAACUAGCCCGCUAUCCGGGGGUGUGAGGAGGCGCGUAGCCGCGACACUUUCAAGCGUCGCGCUUGUUCAUACUCAGAGAUCGGCUUUGAUAAUGCUAACAGCAGCAACGUCUAAUGAACUUGAGAACAAACACAAUGUGUGUGAAAAAGGAAGUGUAGCGGUCUCUCCACUUAAGCUUUAAAAGGUUGCAGCAAAGGAAUGCGAGACAAUGUCCUCAAUAAAAAGUGACAAUGCUGCUAGGGCUUUAGUCGAGGAAAGUGACACAGGCUCAGAGUCAGGCGAAAGCUGGUCGUCUGAAGAUGUGGAAAUCGGCAAAUUUCACGAGUUUCUUGAUGAACUCAAUUCUGAAAUCAAGGAAAUGGAACGAUCCGAGAAGGAAUUGGGUACAUUUAAUGACAACGAUGUAACGGAGCCCGGUCACUCGGUUCCAUCAUCCGAAACGGAACAAGGACUUUUGAUCGAACCUUCCGACAACCCUGGCAGGCCAACGAACGUGCAUCAUUUGAAGGAUGAAACGGGGACUCAGACGACGCCUUGGCACCGCGGGACUGUGCAUUACGGCCACAGCACGCUGAGACCGCAAGUGAAGGACAGUCCUGCACAGACGGACAUUGUUGGUGGGCCCGCGGUGCCGCCGCCGGCUGAAACCAGUCGACCGCCCACCGACCGACCGCCUCCCUUGGUGGCCAAGGUUUUCGGAAAGCGUGCGCGCGAAGAGGACCCUGCCGUCUCCGCUGUGGACGCAUGCUGUGAGCGCAUGUUCUGGGUGCUGGAAAACUUCAUCCAAGGCCGACUGCAAAAGACGACUGACGAACAGAGUGCGCGCGGCUGCCGCUGCCUCGAAGGCGAGACACGCUCGGCAAUGACCGAGGCCAAGCACUGGGUGGGCCGACUCAGCAUGCGUUUUGGCCUGUCGCUGCGUGAUCAGCUGAAGACGUGUCACAAGGCGAUCCAGCACACGCUGCUGGCGUGGCAGGCGGUCUUCCAGCGCGCUCAGCUAGUGCACUGUGAUAGAGGGGUGCAGUGCGCCCUGGCGCAGCUGGAGGGGAGCUCGCCCGUUCCGGCGGCCCCUCCUGCCGCUCAGCCGGCGCGUGGGCACGCCUCCGCAGCGGCCGCUCCUCGGCAGGCUGACCUCCGAACGCCCUGGGACCAAACGACCGGCUACCGCACGCUGAAAACCCUAUUUGAAGCUGCUUACGGAAGGCCGUUUUUGGAGCGGCUUUCCUCCAGGUCCGUCGACGAGUUGAUGCGCACGGGCGGACAACGGCUGGCUGCUAUGUUCACUGUCGUCUUCGGACACAAGAAGAGUCUGAACGACAGUAUAAACAAGCACCUGGCCGAGGCACAGCAGUGGUACGAAAUCUCCUCGGACGGGCUGCGCGCGGAGCUGCUUACCGGCUUUGGAGAGCACCUCGGACCCAUUGGUCAUGCGCAGCCAGAAUUUCUACCGUUGAAUCCUUUCCAAAUCGAAAUUAAUCACAGUCGCAAAAAUGAUCCUCUCAGCGAAUCUCCUCCCGCAAGCGUCGCUUCCGAGCGAAAUGUAAAGAGCAAAAAGCAGAAGAAGCGUAAUCGCAAGAGGGAAACGCAGGUAGCUACCGUGAAAUCACACCCCCUUCUACCCCAACCUAACCUUAACCCACCUGUAGACCUGGAUCUUCCACAUGGUGAAAUGGAGCAGGGCCCAAUGGACUGGGUCCCGAAUGUAGAAAUGAACGGUGGAUAUGUGGGUCCCAACGGCCCCCAUUAUGCUACAGACUUUGUUUCUACAAUGGAGCGAGGACCUGACAACUUUGGCUGUCCUCCAGAGUUCCGGCCUCCUGUGAGGAUGGCCGCUCCUCAAAUAAUGAAUAAUCGCACACUUCGGUGUAUUUACUGCGACUUUGGCUUUCCCCCUCCCUGCGAGCCCCCGGGCCACAAUGAUGGUGACGGCAUCGCUCGCUUGAACUGCGGCCACCCCGCUCAUCAGUCUCCAGAGAAUAUGCAGCCGCGGUUUCCUGGAAAUUUUGGUCACAAUCGUGGUGCGCACGGGUUCGGGCUGCGGCCGAAUCACCCUCCCCGGCCUGUCAUCCCCAGUAGCAAUCCUGCCAGACAGCUAACUCCUAGAAGCGAUGGUCCCACGCAUUUUUUCCAUCCCAUGAACAACCAUCCUCCCCGCUUUCCUUCGCAAGACGCCUUUCUUCCACCCAGGUUUGAGCGCCGGCACCCCGCAGCCAACUGGCCACCGCCGGCUGGGUCGCCGUUUGACACGACCCGCGCCCCGUACUACGGAGCCAGCUACCCGCCCGUUAGGACGCCCGGCAACUAUCUCUAACGAAUGCCUUUCGGCUAACUUUCAGGCCAAGUAGCCAGUGUAAGGAAGCUUGAACAACAAACAAUGAAGUUCGUUGCUGAUGUGACACGACCUGUUUGGAAGCUAUAGUUCGUUUUUUUUUUUGUUCAAAGGGACUCUGGCUCCAAGUUCAUUAUCGACGCUCUCACGUGAGUUUUGGCAGCUUCAGCGUCUGGCCAAGAAGUUCUUACCGAAAAAACAUUCGAUUUCAAAUUGUGCACGGUAAUUACCCGGAAAUUGAGUCUGAAAAAAUAGCACACCAUGACGACGUCACUGGUGGCAGCAGGCAUCCAAUGUCCGCAUAAUGGGACAAAGCGUCGACGAAUUUGGGGGAUACUUUGUUUUUCACUGUUGCCGAGGUUAUAACCGAGUAAGCGGUUCCGUCCAUGAUAGCUAUACGCUACAAUGCAAUACAAAAUUCGACAGCAUGACGUCACCACUGUUCUCAUAUCUGGUUCCAAAACGCACGUAUGGAAAUUAUCGGGAAUAAUUCACAUGUGAAAAUUAGUCGAUGUUCGAUUUUUUUUUUCAAAUUCAGUUUUUGCUCCUUUUGCUCGCUAAAACACGUGCUUAUUCGGAAAACAUACUUGGAGCCAGAGUCCUUUUGAAAAAACGAACUAUAAUAGCGUUGGUUGGCCUCACAUUUAUGGGAGAGAGCCUAGUCAACGUUCCAGCAAAGUUAAAUCGCGCUGGACUGCUAACUCUAGCUCUGAUAAAAAGCAUUCCCUUCAAUUUGCAUUUCGAUGUUAGUUUGUUGUGCAUAGCAUACUUGGCGAAUAGAUGUGGUAUCACUCACUCAGGUUUUCCAGAUCAGGGGUUGUGAUUUGUGAAGCUAUUUGUUGUGUGGCUGUGCUGUGUUACUGUUGACAUCUUAGAUGCGUAUAUUUUUAUAAACAUGUUUGUCAUUCGUCUCAAUUGUCUCUUUAGAUUUUUCUUUUUGCGAGCGAGAGAGCGAAGCGAAGCUUUUCGUAUUUUGAAUAAAGAAUUGCUGUACCGGGA